Messenger RNA from Podospora anserina S mat+, 1107 nucleotides. RefSeq lists its product as uncharacterized. The annotation marks the transcript as partial. NCBI's taxonomy places the organism in Eukaryota, Fungi, Ascomycota, Sordariomycetes, Sordariales, Podosporaceae. The record is from RefSeq and is a predicted model, not a curated record. The transcript is spliced from 3 exons.
CCAUCAUCAGCCAUUUUCACCAUAAUUUUGCUCCAGUAUCUAGUUUUUGAUCUUGUGAAGCAAUGUCGAGCUGGGAACCACAAUCCAAAGUACGUCGAGUCCAUUUUGCGAAUUUCCCUUCAUGGGAGACGAAGCUUUUUCUCUAGAGUCGCAUACUGGGCGCAAUACAUCUCACUGUACAUUGUAACUGGACACGCAACUAACAACGCACAGAAACGCCGGUUGGACACUGACUCCGGUAUUGGAAAUGGCAUCCUCAACACCAAAGAGCGUUUCAAGCCUACAAGCGCUAGAGACUGGACCAUCUCGAUUGCCGUACCUACCAGCAUAAUCACCAGCUGCGUAACAAGAGAGCAAAGGACAACUGCUGCGGGCUCUAUCGCCAGAGCGCUUGCCAUUUUCUCGGUGGACGAGGUCGUCAUCUUCGACGAUAGCCCGAUUGAACAACGCCCCAGGAACUUUGAUCCAGAUGCGUACACCGGCGACAUAGAACCAGCACACUUUCUGGAGCAUCUGCUGAACUAUCUGGAAACCCCACCAUUCAUGCGCAAAGUUCUGUUCCCCAUCCACCCCAACCUCAAAUCUCAGGGCCUGCUGCACGGUCUGGACAUGCCACACCACCCCCACAAGGAUGAGUGGCUGCCGUAUCGCGAGGGUCUGACUCUCGAAGCUCCUCCACGGUCAGGCAAGCCCGAGCCCGUCAACCCAGCCGAACCCAGAACCGAAGGCGGCUACUUUUGGGGCUACAGCGUGCGCAAAGCCAAGUCCCUCUCCGACGUAUUCACCUCCUCGGCCUACGAGGACGGUUACGACCUCUCCAUCGGCACCUCGGAGCGUGGCGUUCCGCUUUCAAAGGCUUUCCCUAACCACAACCAAACUGCUACUUUCAACCACAUGCUCAUCGUGUUUGGAGGGCCAAGAGGAUUGGAGUUUGCGGCGAUGAACGAUCCUGAUCUGGGGCAGAUGGGGAUUCAGGGGGCGAGGACGAAGGAGCUGUUUGAUCACUGGGUGAACGUGCUGCCGAAUCAGGGGACGAGGGGGAUCAGGACGGACGAGAGCUUGUUGAUAGCUUUGACUGCGUUGAGGAGGUUGUGGGAUAAUAGCUGA